ACCAGGAACAAAGUCCUGCAGAGUUGUUUUCCAAGAGCCACUAGAAGAUAGGUCAGGAUGUUUUUGAUAUUGUUUGGGUUGUUCCGUGUUUUGUGCCUGUUUGCUGUGUUUCAUGUGGCUUGUCUGCUGGACACCGGUAUGCUCUUCCCUCGGGAGUCCUCCUCCAGAGAGGUGAAAGAGCUGAACGGGCUGUGGGUCUUCAGGGCAGAUAAGUCCCCAAACAGGAACGAGGGCUUCGAGAGGGCAUGGUACAAAAGUCGACUGGCACAGUUUUACUUUCCCUAAGACCGGCCCCGUGAUUGACAUGCCAGUCCCUGCCAGCUACAAUGACAUCACACAGGAUGCCACUCUGAGAGAUUUCGUUGGCUGGGUGUGGUAUGAGAGAGAGGUGGUGGUGCCUGCCCGCUGGGUCACAGAUGAAGGAGUAAGAGUGGUUCUCAGAGUGGGAAGUGCUCACUAUUUUUCAGUGGUGUGGGUGAAUGGGUUGAAAGUAGCAGAACAUGAAGGUGGCCAUCUUCCUUUUGAGGCUGAGAUAGGCACUUUAAUUCGCAAGGACCCAACUACGCCAUGCAGGAUCACCAUAGCUGUCAACAACACUCUGACUCUGAACACUCUUCCGCCGGGAACCAUCCAGCACAUGGAUGACCACACCAGGUAUCCUGAUGGUUUUUUUGUGCAAAACAUCUACUUUGAUUUCUUCAACUAUGCUGGAAUACAUCGUCCUGUCCUGCUGUAUACAACCCCAAAGGCUUAUGUGGAUGACAUCACAGUGGUGACUGACUUCUUGGAUAACAUAGGUCUAGUCAGUUACAAAGUGUCAGUCCAAGGUGCUGCCACAGCCACUGUGAAGGUCACUUUGAUGGACAAAGAAGGACACUGUGUGGCCUCCUCCAGUGAGCCAUCUGGAGUGCUCAAAGUAGUGGAUGUCAAGCUGUGGUGGCCGUACUUGAUGCAUGAGAAUCCAGGUUAUCUUUACUCUAUGGAGGUUCGCUUAAUGGCUGCUGAUGAGAGAUCAACGUAUGAAGAUGUGUAUACGCUAACAGUUGGCAUCCGCACUGUUAGUGUUACCAGCACCCAGUUCCUCAUCAACAAGAAGCCCUUCUAUUUCCAUGGAGUCAAUAAACAUGAGGACUCAGAUAUUCGAGGUAAGGGUUUGGACUGGCCUCUGAUUGUCAAAGACUUUAACCUGUUGAAGUGGUUGGGGGCCAACUCGUUCCGCACCAGCCACUACCCUUAUGCUGAGGAGAUCUUGCAGAUGUGUGAUCGCCAUGGCAUCGUGGUGAUAGAUGAGUGCCCAGGGGUGGGCAUCAAAGACAUUCGUAGUUUUGGAAACGCCUCCCUCACCCAUCACUUGGUUGUCAUGGAUGAGCUUGUGCGCAGGGAUAAGAACCAUCCCUCUGUGGUCAUGUGGUCCGUAGCCAAUGAGCCUGCUGCAGAGAUGUCCCCUGCUGAAUUCUAUUUCAAGACAUUGAUCGAUCAUACUAAAGCUCUGGACCCUACCAGGCCUGUCACUUAUAUCACGGACAGUAACUAUGCCAGGGACAAAGGGGCUCCCUAUGUGGAUGUACUCUGUGUGAACAGUUACUUCUCCUGGUACCAUGAUCCGGGCCAUGUGGAGGUCAUCCCCAUCCAGCUCAACACUCAGUUUGAGGACUGGUAUGGAAAGUACCAGAAACCCAUCAUCCAGAGUGAAUAUGGAGCGGAUGCAGUUUCAGGGGUUCACACUGAUCCGCCCAUGAUGUUCAGUGAGGAGUACCAGAAGAUAGUCCUGAAAAACUACCACAAGGUGUUUGAUCAGAAGAGGAAGCAAUAUGUUAUUGGUGAACUCAUCUGGAACUUUGCCGACUUCAUGACCGCACAAGAGAUCACCCGUGUGGUGGGGAACAAGAAGGGUAUUUUCACCAGGCAAAGGCAGCCCAAAGCAGCAGCAUUCAUCCUGAAGGAGAGGUACUGGGGACUGGCAAAUGAAACAGGCAGGCUACCCCCUUGGACCAAGUACCCAUGCUCGCUCUGAUAUCUGGCACUGUUGGGGCACCCAGUUCAGGACAGGCCUUAUGGAAAAUAUCUGGUAAACUUUAGUCUAUCUUAUACAACCUCCUUUCCAAAAAAAAACUUAGGAUGCUGUGUAAAUUCAAACAGAAUGAAAUGUUUUGAAAUCCCCCUUUACCCCCAAAUCAUUUGGUAACAGUAUAAAGACAUAUCUGAUGUUAAAAUUAUUACAUUUUAUAUUUUUUUAGUUUAUGAGCUUAUUCUGAAUUUGAGACCAGCAACCAUUUAACUAAGGUUAAACUGGUUAACGGGCAACAGGUCAGUAUCAUGACUAGGUAUAAAAAAAGAGCAUCUCAGAAUAGGAUUGUAUUCAGAGGUUCCUAAUAUUCUGAUCCUUUCGUGUGUGUGUGUGUGUGUGUGUGUGUGUGGGGCUAAAGAAAAAAGGUCAGUUAAUAAAUAAAUAUAUACACUUUUUUCAUCUUCAAACAUUUUGUUUGAAGAUGAAACAAGUUGUUUAGAUUAAAUAUAGGUUCUAAAAAUUUUGCAGUUCAUUGCAUUUAGCUUUUAUUUACAUCAGAAUCAGCUUUAUUGGCCAGGUGUGAAGGACACACGAGGAAUUUGACUCUAGUA
This is a messenger RNA of Monopterus albus (swamp eel), 2619 nucleotides long. RefSeq names its product glucuronidase, beta (gene gusb). Gene Ontology annotation, biological process: carbohydrate metabolic process. The record is from RefSeq and is a predicted model, not a curated record. The transcript has 12 exons. NCBI's taxonomy places the organism in Eukaryota, Metazoa, Chordata, Actinopteri, Synbranchiformes, Synbranchidae. The coding region runs from base 305 to 2014 and encodes 569 amino acids. Gene Ontology annotation, molecular function: carbohydrate binding; beta-glucuronidase activity.